CACGGGGACUGACGGAAAGCGAAGACGUAAUGGAGUGAUCCUUGGUGUUCUUGCAAUGGUCAUCCUAUCAAUAUAUUUUGGUAAAUUCCACAACCGGGAGUUGCUAUGAAGGCUGGGGCCUCGUCCAUGUGGGCUUCAUGCUGCGGACUGCUGAAUGAAGUGAUGGGGACCGGGGCGGUGCGCGGACAGCAGCCCGGCUUCGGGGCGGGCGCCGGACCCUUCCGCUUCGCCCCCAGCGCCGGCUACUCCACCUACCCGCCCGCCAGCUCAGGGAGCCCCUGCCUCGUAUGCAAGGCCUGCGGCCAGGCCUUCUCCGUCUUCAGGAGGAAGCACAUCUGCUGCGACUGCAAGAAGAACUUCUGCUCCCUGUGCUCAGUGCUGGCGGAGAACCUGCGCAGGUGCGCCACCUGCCACCUGCUGAAGGGCACGGCCUUCCAGCGGCCGCAGCUGAUGCGCCUGCGCGUCAAGGACCUGCGGCAGUACCUGCUGCUGCGCAACAUCCCCACCGACACCUGCCGCGAGAAGCAGGACCUGGUGGACCUGGUGCUCUGCCACCAGGGGGCGGACGGCGAGGAGGACCCCGACGCGGCCAGCCUGCACUCCCGCCCCCGCUCCCGCUUCACCCCGCCCCCCUCCACCGUGCGCUCCGCCUCCGAGCAGUCCGCGCUCUCCGCCUCUCAGGGAGAACCCUUCAGCAGGAGCGAAAGCUCAGGGACCACCCUCCAGGAUCAAGGCGAUGCCACGUCUCUCUCCCUCUUGAACCUGGAGACUCAUGAAAACACGCCAGAGGCCAGCCCGUUGACCCGGAAGCGGGCCCGCGCCUCCCUGUCGGACAUCGCCAGCUUAGAAGACAUCGAGAACCUGUCCGUCAGGCAGCUGAAGGAGGUCCUCGCCCGCAACUUCGUCAACUAUUCGGGCUGCUGCGAGAAGUGGGAGCUGGUGGAGCGCGUGAGCAGGCUGUUCAGAGAGAACGAGCAGAACAGGAAAUCCAUGGAAAAUGUGAGCAACAGUAUAACUGCAGUGGUUGCCUAUCCCCCUCCUAUCUGCAAUGGUGGACUCGGAGACGGCGAGAGGCUGCCGCUGACCAACAGCGAGGACAACCUGUGCCGGAUCUGCAUGGACGCGGUGAUCGACUGCGUGCUGCUGGAGUGCGGUCACAUGGUCACCUGCACCAAGUGCGGCAAGCGGAUGAGCGAGUGCCCCAUCUGCAGGCAGUACGUGGUGCGCGCCGUGCACGUCUUCAAGUCCUAACGCCGCCGCCAACGCCCCGGCUCCUCCUCCGCUCCUCCGCUCCUCCGCUCCUCCUCUCCUCUGCUCCUCCGCUCCUCCUCUCCUCCACUUCUCUGCUCCUCAUCUCUCCAGUCUGGACAGUCACGGGCCAUACUGUGAAGCCGCCCUUUUUUUUUUCUUUUUUUCUUUUCUUUUUUAUGAACUCACAGCUCCAGAGUGUAUUUUUGAAUUUAUUUUACAAAAUUAUUUUUUCAUCUUGCAUCAGCUCAUGUCAUCUACAUUUAUAUUCUGAUAACGUGAUGCUCAAAGGGAUUUUGAUUUUUUUAAAAUAAUGAUUUCUUACAUUUUGUUUUUUAUGCAACGGUUUUUUUUUUGUGAGUACCACCAUGUACUGCUUAAUGGGAACAAGAAAUCUCUGUGCUUGUAAACACUACAUGCAGCAGGGCCUUUGCUCCAAACUACAUUCCACAUUUUUUGCAUAACUGCAUUCCACUGCAAUUUAUUUCUGACUUCUGACUUGUUUCCAGUUAUCACCGACGUGUUCUUUUGACACGUCAACUUUAAUUUGAAUGUGGGCUGUACAAUCAUAUGCGCAAUGAUUAAACAAAAAAAAAAGAUGAAGAAAAAAGUGAUUUAAUCCUUGCUGUCUGAGGAACUGCAUCACCACUAAAAAAAAUAAUUGUAGCAUUUGUAGAG
Molecule: messenger RNA, 1926 nt
Organism: Anguilla anguilla (European eel)
Lineage: Eukaryota; Metazoa; Chordata; Actinopteri; Anguilliformes; Anguillidae
Product: E3 ubiquitin-protein ligase RNF34-like
Exons: 8
Coding region: 106-1251 (381 amino acids)
Biological process (GO): negative regulation of extrinsic apoptotic signaling pathway via death domain receptors; protein K48-linked ubiquitination; proteasome-mediated ubiquitin-dependent protein catabolic process
Cellular component (GO): cytoplasm; plasma membrane
Molecular function (GO): ubiquitin protein ligase activity
Source: RefSeq, a predicted model, not a curated record